UGUAAUACAAUGUCAAGUGCCAAGAAACACACAGUGAGCGUGAAACUAGACUGCGGGUCAUCUCUCUCCGCCCUCUUCCGCCGCAGACACCGCCACCGCCACCGCAACUCCUCCUCCUCUUCGAGCUCCCUCAACACCACGGCCACCUUCUCCUCGUCCUCCGCCAUCGAGACGCCGCCGCACUACUGCUUCUCCUCCUCGGAGGCGGAGGAGUCGGACAUCAAGAGCCUCCGCGCGGUGCAGGGCUUCGGGAGGCUGGGCGGGCAGAGCGUGGCGGUCGAGAAAGAGUCGGACGACCCUUAUCUCGACUUCCGACGCUCCAUGCUGCAGAUGAUCCUCGAAAAGGAGCUCUACUCCAAGGAUGAUCUGAGAGAGCUCUUGAACUGCUUCCUGCAGCUCAACUCUCCCUACUACCACGCCCUCAUCGUCCGAGCUUUCAAGGAGAUUUGGAGCGGCGCCGCCUUCUGCUCCCCCUCCCCUCACUACUUCUGAAUGUUCGCUGCAUCUGUCCCGACUAUUAUUAAUUAAUUAAUUAAUCAUAAUUAGGACAGAUGCAUCGUGCAUUCAAAUGUGCCUCUUUAUUAAGUGCUUUUUUUUCACUUUUUUGUUUUAUUUUGAAUUAGUAUUUUAUCAUCAGUGCACAUUGCAUAAUGAAGUGUGUACUGAUGAAAUAAAAUACAAGGUCCGCAUAGUCUUACUAAGCAGCAGGAAAUGAAAUGUACUGCAGUAGUGAUGUUGUUGUUGAUUAGGUGUUGAAAAUUAUGUGAAGUAAUUGUAAUCUUGAUGUGUUUAAUUUAAGUUAAAUUUGCUGGAA
Salvia hispanica is the source of this 814-nucleotide messenger RNA. The record is from RefSeq and is a predicted model, not a curated record. Lineage: Eukaryota; Viridiplantae; Streptophyta; Magnoliopsida; Lamiales; Lamiaceae.